Asparagus officinalis (garden asparagus) is the source of this 1256-nucleotide messenger RNA. Its product is annotated as tetraspanin-8-like. Gene Ontology annotation, cellular component: plasma membrane; plasmodesma. The record is from RefSeq and is a predicted model, not a curated record. Bases 145 to 969 code for a protein of 274 amino acids. The transcript has 2 exons. NCBI's taxonomy places the organism in Eukaryota, Viridiplantae, Streptophyta, Magnoliopsida, Asparagales, Asparagaceae. Gene Ontology annotation, biological process: auxin-activated signaling pathway.
AUCAACUUUAAAACCGACCUCCACUCUGUGAUUUUCUCUGUAGAGAGGGAUUUGGAUGGUAUCCAAAUUCCCUAUAAAGCCCCAAAUCGACUCUAACACUUGCCACUCACUACUACCCUCUCUACCCCCAACCAAAUACCGACCAUGGUCCGCAUAAGCAACAGCUGCAUAGGCUGCUUAAACCUCAUAACCUUCCUCCUCUCCCUCCCCAUCUUCGCCGCCGCCAUCUGGCUCAGCACCCACUCCAGCUCCGACUGCGACAAGCUCAUGAACGGCCGAGCAAUCGCCGUCUCCGCCUUCCUCCUCCUCGUCUCCCUGGCCGGUUUCAUCGGGGCGUGCUUCAGGGUCACCUGGCUCAUGUGGUUCUAUCUUAUAACCAUGUUUCUUGUUAUCCUUCUUCAUGUUUGUUUCAUAGUGUUUGAUUUCACGGUGACCGCGAAGGGGAGUAGCGGAGGGGAGACGAUGAGGGGGAGAGGGUAUAGGGAGUAUCAUCUUGAUGACUAUUCCCGCUGGUUCAGGGAUGCGAUGGAGGAUGAGGAUAAUUGGAGGAGGACGAGGAGCUGUGUGGUUGAUAACGGGGUUUGUAAGAAGUUGGAGGAGAGUGGGAAUGAGACUUACAGCCAGUUUUUUAAGAGUCAUUUGUCGCCGAUUGAGUCUGGAUGCUGCAAACCCCCAGCAGAGUGCGGGCUCGUCUACCAAAAACCAACAGUGUGGACCGAACCAAAGGGAGGCUUCACCUCCCACAACCCAGACUGCAAGACUUGGAGCAACAACAACACCACCUUGUGCUACGACUGCAACUCUUGCAAGGCCGGAGUUAUCGCCAACGCCAGCAUGUACUGGAAAAUCUCCGCCGUCGUCAACAUUGUCUUCAUCGCCAUCCUCAUCGUCGUCUAUGCCAUUGGUUGCUGUGCUCUCAAGAACAACAGGGAGGAUAAUGCUCUUCCCAAAUUGAAAGGAUUCGUUUAGAUUCUCAGUUUGGAGGUUUUGGCUCGUCUUUGGCGGUUUUGCUUGUGCUGUCUUAUCCUCUAGCUCGUUUGGUGGUGUAAUUGCUUGUUGGGUGGAUUUGGAUCCUCUCUAAAUCUAGUGAUCAAGAGAUCACUAUUUUUAUCAUAGUCAUUGAUUUGUUUAGUAUGUAGUUGUAAUUUGUCUUUGAAUGUAAAUUAGGAAUGAGUGCAAUUUGAGAGAGUAUGAUGAGAACUAGAUUUAGAAUAAAUUAAGAUAUCUACUAAAUAAAUUAACGGUUAUGAUCAAAA